Molecule: messenger RNA, 786 nt
Organism: Mya arenaria
Lineage: Eukaryota; Metazoa; Mollusca; Bivalvia; Myida; Myidae
Product: arylalkylamine N-acetyltransferase 1-like
Exons: 2
Coding region: 52-786 (244 amino acids)
Molecular function (GO): N-acetyltransferase activity
Source: RefSeq, a predicted model, not a curated record
ACAUUGGGGUGGAAUUAAUACACGUUAAAUUUGUGAUGAAAAUAAAUAGUUAUGGAGAAUACACAACCAAGUUUGCGGUUAUUGUCGAAAGAACAGAUAGCCAAGGCAUUUGAAAAGACAAAGAACGAAUUGAGCGUUCCCGGGGGCGAACUGGUCUUGAUCUCAGAAGAAAACUGCCUGGGUGCUCUCGAUGUAGCGAAAUCCUGCUUCGUAGAUGACGAGCCCCUAGGGUUGGGUGUUGGGAUCACGUGGACCAAGGAGUUCGAGGAUCUAUUUAUAGAUACGUUCAAACAAGGUUUGUCCGUGAUGAUGGUAGACCCCGAAAGUGGUGACGUCAUGGGUAUUAGGUCCGUCCGCACCAUGUUUAAAGGUGAUGCCUUUGAUCUGGCGAGUAUUAAAGACGCGGCAAUGAGGAAGGAGUUUGAAUUUAUCGAGGCUAUGAAUAUGGAAGUCAACGUUUUUGAGACGUACGGUAUUGAUGAGUUGAUACAAUUUCUAGGACUUGGUGUUUCCGCAAAAUACCGACGUAGGGGCUUCGGGGCGACUCUGAUGCAGGCAGGGGUCAAACUUGCUUCAAACCUUGGUAUUGAACCAAUAUAUAUUAAAGGGGAAGGUUCCUCGAACUAUUCGCAACGAAUAUACGAGAAGUUAGGGUUCAAGACUCUUUUUACGAAGAAGUUUGAGGAUUACAAAGUGGACGGUGAAGUCGUGUUUAAAAACACUGGUGAGCAUAAGAACACCAAAGGUUAUCUGAUGCGUGUGAGCAAGGAUGAAAAAAUAGUCUGA